Phaedon cochleariae (mustard beetle) is the source of this 1698-nucleotide messenger RNA. NCBI's taxonomy places the organism in Eukaryota, Metazoa, Arthropoda, Insecta, Coleoptera, Chrysomelidae. The record is from the annotation of a GenBank genome assembly.
AUGACCACCAUACCAAUAAUCAACAUGGACUUCACCGAGCUCAAAGAAGUCGUAUGGGCCAAGCUGCAAGAGCCUCGCACCCAGAAGAAGCUCAUCCUCGUCAUCGUCUCCAUAGCUCUGCUCCUCGACAACAUGCUCUACAUGGUCAUAGUCCCCAUCAUCCCGGACUACCUGAGGUACAUAGGCGCCUACGAAGACAUCGCCCUUCCGGGAAACGCCACAGCCCCACCAGGCAUGCCGCUGAAGCGCGACCACCAUGGCCAGGACCAGGCUACCGGCAUCCUAUUCGCCUCCAAGGCCAUCGUCCAGCUAAUGGUCAACCCCUUCAGCGGGGCACUCAUCGACCGCAUCGGCUACGACAUUCCCAUGAUGAUCGGCCUGACGAUCAUGUUCCUGUCCACAGCGGUGUUCGCCUGCGGCCGCAGCUACGGCCUCCUGUUCUUCGCCAGAAGCCUCCAGGGCGUCGGCUCCGCGUUCGCAGACACCGCGGGCCUGGCGAUGAUAGCCGACCGCUUCACGGAGGAGAACGAGCGAUCGCAGGCGCUGGGAAUCGCGCUGGCGUUCAUCAGCUUCGGGUGCCUGGUGGCGCCGCCCUUUGGAGGGGCUCUAUACCAGUUCGCAGGCAAAGAGAUGCCUUUCCUCAUCCUGGCGUUCGUCUCGCUCAUCGACGGCUUCAUGCUGCUGCUGGUCAUGAAGCCCAUCAAGGAGCAGAUCAAGCUCUCGCAGAUGCCGAAGCCUCCUUCCGUGCCUAUAUGGAGGCUGUUCAUGGACAAGUAUAUCGCGGUCUGCGCAGGGGCUUUGAUGAUGUCCAACGUCGCUCUAGCAUUCCUCGAGCCUACGAUCUCCUUGUGGAUCGAAGACAAUUUGACUACGGAGAACUGGAAGGUGGGGAUCAUAUGGCUGCCGGCGUUCUUUCCGCACGUGUUGGGAGUCGUUAUAACGGUCAAGAUGGCGAAGAAGUAUCCCCAGUACCAGUGGAUCAUGGCCGCGGGAGGUCUAACGCUGGAAGGACUGUGCUGCUUCAUCAUACCCUUUGCAAACUCCUACAUCUUUCUUAUGGUGCCCAUUUGCGGUAUAUGCUUCGGUAUAGCGCUCAUAGAUACGGCGUUGCUUCCUACGCUAGGGUACCUAGUGGACGUACGCUACGUGUCGGUUUAUGGAAGCAUUUACGCCAUAGCAGACAUUUCCUACUCGGUGGCUUACGCAGUAGGGCCUAUUAUCGCUGGUGGUGUGGUAGAAGCGAUCGGUUUCACCGCUCUCAACGUCGGUAUAGCUUUCAUGAACAUACUGUACGCGCCCGUUUUGAUGUACCUCAGGCACAUCUACGAUUUCAAACCGUUCGAAAACGAGGCCAAUAUCCUUAUGGCUGAUCCGCCUAACAAGGAGUACCAGACUUACUCGCUGCAGGAGCAAAGGCCUGUGGCUACCGAGGUGCAGAACCAUUUGGAGUACAAGCAGCAAGAGACCAACUUCGAUUCCGGGUACCAGAACCAAGAUUACCAGCGGGAAGGGUACCCACAGCAGAACUAUUCGCACAACUAUCAGCAGGGGGCUAAUCAGCAACAGCAGGAGACGCAGUUUCAACAGCCUGCAGGGCGGGUUACAGGAAGACAGCUGCCUCAACAGCCGGAAGCUGUGAAUCCAUUUAGGCCACCAGUUCAAUCGACGGGAGGGAAUCCGUUCAGACAGGGGAUUUAA